Raphanus sativus (radish) is the source of this 1372-nucleotide messenger RNA. RefSeq lists its product as uncharacterized. Gene Ontology annotation, molecular function: RNA binding. Lineage: Eukaryota; Viridiplantae; Streptophyta; Magnoliopsida; Brassicales; Brassicaceae. The transcript has 4 exons. Gene Ontology annotation, biological process: tRNA guanine ribose methylation. The record is from RefSeq and is a predicted model, not a curated record. Bases 158 to 1252 code for a protein of 364 amino acids.
UGUAGAUUCAUCAAGACAAGAGACACAGACAUGAUGUCUUCAGUUAGAUCCGUCUGUUGACUGUCUUUUUUCGCUCUGUGAUUCUCUUCUUCAAUUCAGUGUUCUUGAAAGCUUAAUCCACCUAGUUAUCUAAAUCUCAAGCUUUUCGCAGCAACACAUGAACUCCUGCAAAACCCUAUUCCGCGCCUCCUUCUCUUCAUCUCCUUCAUUGGUUCGUCUCCCAAACCCUAAUCCAUCCAUCACCCUUGUCUCCUUCCGCCCCUUCUCUUCUCCCUCCUCCGUUCUCCGUCCAAAUCCAUCUGCACACAGCAUCGGACCACCUCGUUGCGCUCUUCACGAAUCUGCCUCUCUUCCAGCACUAGAGACCUCCACUGAGAAUCCUCCCGUAGAUCUUACCGUGAGUGUUAAGGAGCUGCUGACGACUAAUCGAAAUGACGCGUCGAGCAUGAUGAAGAUGGAGCGGAGGAGGAGCUCCUUCAUCGGCGGCGGCGGCGACGGUACUAGAGGAUCAUCAUGGUUCCCUUACGAGGACAGGUUCAGGUGCGGUGACGACGUGCACCUCAGCAGCCGUGAGGUGCUCGAGGCGGUGAGCCCUCACAUGAUGGAGGAGAGGUCGGACAGGUUCAGGCGCGUGGUGGAGAAUCGAAGCUUCUCGGUUUGUCUCGUCGUCGAAGGUCUGUCUGAUAUAGGAAACAUCUCCGCUGCGUUUCGCUCCGCGGAUGCGUUGGGGAUUCAGUCCGUGCACGUUGUUGCAUCCGACAGCUUCAAAAGGUAUAGGAACAAUCGACAUGUGAGUAUGGGAGCUGAGAAGUGGCUAGACAUUGAGCUUUGGGACACGCCUAAAGAUUGUUUCCAAGUGUUGAAGUCUCGUGGUUACAGGAUUGCCACAACUCAUUUGGGAAUGGACACGGUUUCGAUUUACGAUAUGGACUGGUCACAACCAACAGCAAUAGUUGUUGGAAACGAGGGGAGUGGAAUAAGCGAAGAAGCGUUGGAGUUAUCGGAUUUGUAUUGCAGUAUUCCAAUGAACGGGAUGGUUGAUUCGUUCAAUGUCUCAGUGGCUGCAGGGAUUGUGAUGCAUCACGCGGUCUGUGACAGAACCGCUCGUCUGGGAAGUCAUGGAGAUCUGUCGGCAGAAGAGAAAGAGAUAUUGAUGGCUGAGUUUUCACUUCGCCACAGUAGAAGCUCACUCUUUAUUGCUUCCGAGUUUGCUAAACGUAGACAACAACAACAACGCGCUGCUUCCUUCUAGUUCUAGUCUACCAACACUCUGUUUCCAGUUUUCGUAUUAGUGAGCCUUGAUUGGCCUUAUAAAAUCAACAUUUUUAUUUCAUAUUAAUUCAAAAUAUUGAAUAAAUUUGCUUUUUACGUA